AUGAAAACGUUGACUGCCAACCUUAGUACAUCUGAGCAAGAAGAACAACUUUGGGAGAAAUGCUCGGUGGUGCUGUUGCUUGAUGAUGGCGAGGAGGAUUUACAUACCGAAUCAGCUAGCAGAGUUCAUACAAUUAAUAUAAUAGAAGCCAUAGAUGAUCGUAUGAAGGCCCUAAAUAAGUAUGAUAGAGAGGACGCUGAUCAAGAUGCGGAAAGAGCUGAACAUCUUAAUCGUGAAUUGAAGCACGCACGUGAUACAUCAGCCGUAGCAGAGGAACGUAUCCGUGUCUUGGAACAUGAGAUUCAAACCGAAUAA
Molecule: messenger RNA, 315 nt
Organism: Mucor mucedo
Lineage: Eukaryota; Fungi; Mucoromycota; Mucoromycetes; Mucorales; Mucoraceae
Exons: 3
Coding region: 1-315 (104 amino acids)
Source: RefSeq, a predicted model, not a curated record